AUGACUCUCCAGGCACGUUUAUUCCAACUUAUGGCACUGUCAUUACUUUCGCAAAAUAGAUGUACAUUUGGCGGUUGUCAGCUAUAUUUCUCCAGUACGGACGAUUUAAUUGCCCACAUAGAAUUUACUCAUAUCCCACCAUUAGAAGACGAAUAUCGCCAGAAAGCUGGACAACCUCAAGGUGGUACCGAGGAGAAUCGUGCGUCAGCUACUCCGAAUAUGCCCCUUAGCUGCGUUUACAGGCUAUUUCGACCAGCGUACAACCCCGUGCCAUGUGAACCGGACAUUGUUCGGAUAACUUUCAAUCAUUAUCGGAAGCGACCCACUGAAUGUAUUGCUUCAAGCAGCUCGUCGAACGUGCAGAGCAUUGCAGCAUCUUUGAAAAAAGAAGAGCCAAUCAGUGGUGAUAGCGUCGUGGAAGAUUUGAGUGAAUGUGGCGUCAAUGAUCUGGAAGAAAGAUUCCGUUGCCACGUUGCUGAAUGUGGGAAGCGUUUUAGAUCAGGCUCUGGACUGAGGCUCCAUUCUCGUACUGCGCAUGGAGUUAUUCUGAAGGAUAGUGCACUCAGCAGUCAUUCAAGCGUAUCUGGAAGUCGCCCUUCUUCGCACAAUGGACACCCUCCUCCUACUGCUAGCCCUACCAAAUAUGCUGCGUCCAGACCAUAUAAAUGCCAACAGUGUUCAAAACGUUAUAAAACUACGGCAGGAUUAUCGAACCAUGUAGAACAGUCACAUAAGAAGCAAUCGGGUGGCUGCGGUACACCAUCAUCUACGGACUCGGCACCAGCGUCUCCCUCACCUGCUGUUUUAGACCAAUUGAUUUCUCAAGCCAGAGCUCACGGACAGGCUACUGCUGCUCAGGAGCAACAGCGCGCGCAACAACGUCCUCUUCCUGUACAAGUCGCUAGUGCAACCAGUCAUCAGUAUGGACAGGUGAGAUCUUUUGGUUUCUUGUCACUACCGUAA
Messenger RNA from Cooperia oncophora, 963 nucleotides. NCBI's taxonomy places the organism in Eukaryota, Metazoa, Nematoda, Chromadorea, Rhabditida, Trichostrongylidae. The record is from the annotation of a GenBank genome assembly.